AUGACUCCCAGCACCACACGGGAGUUGCGUUACCGCGAGGCCAUUAACGAGGCCCUGCGCCAGGAAAUGGAACGCGACGAAACCGUAAUUAUCAUGGGUGAAGAGAUUGCCGGUGGAGCAGGACGCGAGCAUCUGGGUAUCGUGGAUGCCUGGGGUGGUCCCUUUCGCACCACCGUGGGACUUAUCCAGCAAUUCGGCAACCAGCGGGUGCUGGAUACUCCUCUUUCGGAGGCCGCCUUCGUUGGAACUGCCAUAGGCGCGGCUUCCACCGGUAUGCGGACCAUAGCGGAGUUGAUGUUUGUCGAUUUUGUCGGCGUGUGCAUGGAUCAGUUGCUGAAUAACGCUGCCAAGAUGCGCUAUAUGUUCGGUGGCCAGGUAAAGGUGCCCUUCACCAUGCUGACUCGAAUCGGCGCGGGAUUUGGCAGCGCCGCUCAGCACUCCGAGUCCUUCUACUCCAUUUUCAGCCACAUUCCGGGAUUGAAAGGUGUUGUGCCCUCAGACCCAUACACGGCCAAGGGUUUGCUGAUUGCGGCUAUCCAGGACGACGACCCGGUGAUCUACUUUGAACAUAAGGGCCUUUACGGUGACAUGGGCCCAGUGCCCGAGGAGCCCUAUGCCAUACCCAUUGGCAAGGCCCGAACCGUCCGUUCCGGCAGUGACAUCACUCUUGUGGGAAUUUCUCGCAUGACGUGGGUGUGUACCGAGGCGGCCGAAGAACUGGCCAAGGAAGGCGUAAACGCCGAGGUGGUUGAUCUGCUUAGCGUUUCGCCCAUCGACUACGACCUGAUCAUAGACUCUGUCCGCCGCACCCACCGCCUGGUGGUUGUUGACGAAGAUACUCCCGUCUGCAGCUUAGCAUCGGACAUCUGUGCCCGGGUUGCAGAAGAAGCCUUCGAUUACCUCGACGCACCACCGUCCCGGGUAACUGCCCCCCAUACACCCGUCCCCUACAGCCGUCCGCUGGAGAACCUCUAUGUCCCCAACGCGUCCAGGGUGAUAAAGACGGUUCAGGGCUUGGUGAGCAGAGGAUAG
Geodia barretti is the source of this 1032-nucleotide messenger RNA. NCBI's taxonomy places the organism in Eukaryota, Metazoa, Porifera, Demospongiae, Tetractinellida, Geodiidae. The record is from the annotation of a GenBank genome assembly.